ACAUUACGUGGGUUUAAGCAAUAUGGCGGCGUCCUUGCGUUGUGUGUUUGGCUUUGCUGGGAGAGAUUUCAUCAGACAAAAACUAUUAAAAAUAAGUGCCACAAGCAAACCUAUUUUUGGGUUGAACAGAUACAGAGCUUCACAAGCAGCAAGUCAAGUGGUUUUAAACGUACCGGAAACUAAGGUAACACUUUUAGAAAAUGGACUUCGGGUAGCGUCUGAAGAUUCAGGACUGUCAACGUGCACAGUUGGAGUUUGGAUCGAUGCGGGGAGCAGGUAUGAAAAUGAAAAAAUCAGUGGAACAGCACAUUUCCUGGAACACCUGGCCUUCAAGGGUACCAAGAAACGCUCACAACUGGACCUUGAACUGGAAAUUGAAAACAUGGGAGCUCACCUAAAUGCUUACACUUCCCGGGAGCAGACUGUGUAUUAUGCUAAAGCAUUCUCUAACGACUUACCCAGAGCUGUGGAAAUCCUUGCUGAUAUUGUCCAGAACAGCACACUAGGAGAAGCUGAGAUUGAGCGUGAGCGAGGGGUCAUCCUCCGAGAGAUGCAGGAAGUUGAGACCAACUUACAGGAAGUCAUCUUUGACUAUCUCCAUGCUACAGCCUAUCAGGCCACAGCAGUUGGCCGCACAAUCCUGGGGCCAACUGAAAACAUUAAAUCUAUCAACCGUAAUGAUCUUGUGGAAUACAUCACCACACAUUAUAAAGGGCCCAGGAUAGUACUGGCAGCUGCUGGAGGAGUAUCACACAGUCAGCUGAUUGACCUUGCAAAGUACCAUUUUGGGAACUUGCCCUCUUCGUACAAAGGAGAUGCUCCAGCCAUGCCUCUGUGUAGAUUCACAAGCAGUGAAAUACGUGUAAGAGAUGACAAGAUGCCCCUGGCCCACAUCGCUAUAGCUAUAGAGGCAGUUGGCUGGUCUCACCCAGACACUAUUCCCCUCAUGGUGGCGAAUACACUGAUCGGUAACUGGGACCGCUCCUUCGGAGGUGGUGUGAAUCUGUCUAGCAAGCUGGCUCAGGUGACCUGCCAGGGGAACUUGUGUCACAGUUUCCAGUCUUUCAACACCUGUUACACUGACACUGGGCUCUGGGGUCUUUACAUGGAUGAGGCUUUGCAUAAGCGUUACUGAAAGCGAGGUUGUUAGGGCCAAGAAUCUCCUAAAAACAAAUAUGCUGCUGCAACUUGAUGGUACAGUGUAUAUUUCCUGUUUCCCCUUGUUCAUUUCUAUUGAAUCCUUUUUUCUUGUUCAACCCAAUACCCUGUGAAAACCAAGCAUUGGUAUGACUUCAGUUCUACUCGUUGUAUAAUUACAAUUUGUGGUAAAUAAUGUGUCUACAUACAAUAGUAGCAUUUCAAAAUGCAAUGUUUGUUUUUCUUUUUUAAUGAACCUUACCCAUGUCUGGUAAAAUUUAACCAUUAACCUUUACUGUUGUUACAGGGUCCACACCUAUAUGUGAGGACAUUGGUAGGCAGAUGCUGUGUUAUAGCCGUAGAAUUCCACUUCCUGAACUUGAAGCAAGAAUUGAUAUAAGUAAUAGCUUCAUGCUCUUGUCUUCACAUACAGUAGCAGUAAGGUGAUGCACUGCAACGGUAGCAUUCAUGUAAGUGAAUUAAAGCAUCCAUCAGAACAAUACAGUUGUUACUACUGUAUUGAAAUGAAGUUAACAGAUGGUUUCACACUCCCAUUAGCACUAAUGCCAGUAAUGUAGCAUGUUACUGUAUUUUGACUAUGUAUAAUGACCAUACACUUAAUUCAGCUGAUUGAAACGAAGUAAUCAGAUAAACAAAACUAGUCUGUGUCCAGUACAUGCACAGUAAUCUAAACUACGAAGCUCAACAAUAAUAAACUGACCUGCUCAUAGAAACAUCUUAUUUACUGUAAAGCAGCUUCCAGAUAUUUGUACUAAGGCUCCAGACGUUAGGCUGCAGCACCCCUUUCAAAUCAGUCACAUCCCUUUCACUUAUUUUACAAUAUUGCUUAUUCCAGAUUGAUUCUUAAUCAGGGCCUCAGCUAAAGUUUUAUUUUCUUUUAAUACUUUUGCAUCAUUUUUUUUUUUUUUAAAUCAGUAGAUAUAGCUCAUAAGUCUAGGUUAAAAAAAAAAAAAAAAAAAAAAAAAAAAGAGAGUAAUUACAUUUGUUUUAAAAAUGCAAAGCCAGCUUUCUGAAAGAGUGCACUGUGUGCUUGCUGUAUUUGAUUAUAAUUUUGGACGACCCCUUAAUCAUACAUUGUUUUAUUUAGGCAAUAGAUGCCAAAACAAUUAAGGAUGUUUGUACAAAAUACAUCUACGAUAAAUGUCCUGCUGUGGCUGCUGUUGGUCCAAUUGAACAGCUACCAGACUACAACAGGAUCCGAAGUGGAAUGUACUGGCUAAGAACAUAAAGUAAGAUGUAUGUAUGUUAAUAAGUU
Messenger RNA from Polyodon spathula (Mississippi paddlefish), 2413 nucleotides. RefSeq names its product mitochondrial-processing peptidase subunit beta-like. The record is from RefSeq and is a predicted model, not a curated record. The coding region runs from base 23 to 1135 and encodes 370 amino acids. Gene Ontology annotation, molecular function: metal ion binding; metalloendopeptidase activity. The transcript has 11 exons. Gene Ontology annotation, cellular component: mitochondrion. NCBI's taxonomy places the organism in Eukaryota, Metazoa, Chordata, Actinopteri, Acipenseriformes, Polyodontidae.